AUGAAUAGAAUCCAUCCUCAAAAAAUAACCCACCUUUUUGCGACAACGACUACUGGACGCGGAACUCUUCGAAUUUGCGCCAGAUCCUAUCGAAACAUUGCCAAUGUCGAUGCAAACAACGUCGGAUGGUACACGAGUGCAAACAUGGGAAAUUUCAUCAACACUAGCCUGAUCGAAAACCAAUUCUUCUAUCAAAAGGAACCAAAUGAGAGAACUGUCGCGCUUGUUCACGAUGUCAGCAGAAGUUCCCAAGGUGCUUUGAGUCUACGUGCUUUCAGACUCUCCCCAACCUUCAUGGCCGCGUACAAGGAGGGUAAAUUCACCACUGAGAACAUGCAAAAGUCGAAGCUCACAUACAAAGACAUCUUGGUCGAAUUACCUAUCAUCGUCCACAACUCCCAUCUCUUGACCUCUUUCUUGCACCAAAUGCCAGCCGAAUUACCAAAGAAGGAUCUUGAAUUCCCCGCAAGUUUCGCAGACCUCAACCGAAACACACCCCCAACUCCUCUUUAUCCUAACAUGGAAUCCUUGGACUUAUCCAUUGAUCCUUACUUGGAGCGAACCUGUGAUAUGCUUUUGGAUAGCAUAGAAACUCAUUACACUGAGCUCAACAACUUCCAAUACUUCCAAAGACAAUUGACCCGUGAGCAAGCCAAGGUCACAGCAUGGAAGGCAAAGCGUACAGCGGAGAAUGCUACUAGAGCUACACAGAAACUCGCACCUCUACCUGAGGAUGAGUGGGAAAGACUCUUCAAACUCCCAACAGAACCAAGCAGAUUGGAGGGUAUGUUGAACGCACGACAAGUUGAGCAAUAUUCAAGACAGGUGGAUGGAUUCACUGCUAGCAUCACCGGAAAGAUGUUUGCAGUAAAGAGCAACCUCUUACCAGAACAAAACUAAGAAGAAACGUAUGUAAUGCAGCUGGUAGUAGGGACAUUAAGGUUGCUAGCUAGGGCACUUAUGAGGGAUUUCUUGCAUGGGCAUGGCGUUCAGAGGGAUAUGUCAAUAUGUGGGAUCAUAUUCAUGAUCAAAAAAGGAACGAUAGACAACACCUUGAGAACUCUUUUUUUCUUAUGGAUGUAUAGAUAUCUCGUAUAUUCCUCCAAAAAUGCACGGACUUUUGAUAUUGUCCACCCACCAACGUGCAACUCAACCCCACUUACAGGCUUUUACUAUUUGCUAUCAGUGAUACCCACAUGUCUAAUUUAAAUUCCAUGUUGAAGUUGACCCUGAAUUUUGUACUUAGUUAUCACUUCACUUCACUUUGCUCACAUCGUUCACCUCACUGAACAAUCAUAUAUAUGAGAUGUGAGGAGUAGCUACCUACCUUUGGGUUUGACAAGCGAAGGAUUUCCAUCUGCUUGUCGACUACGUACGGAGUAUAUAUAUUUCAUAGAGUGUUGGCCGACUACCGAAGCGACGGUGGUCGGCUAGAUCCUCUAAUUACCUAGGUAGCUGGAGCCAGAAGAUCUAGCCAGCAAAGUAUAAGGGUCAUUCACUUAUUGAAGAGAAUCUACUCUUUUUUUCAUUAUCAAUGUAGGUAUUCAAUACUAUAGAUUAUUGUAUAUUACAUACGAGUACAGUACAGC
Molecule: messenger RNA, 1589 nt
Organism: Botrytis byssoidea
Lineage: Eukaryota; Fungi; Ascomycota; Leotiomycetes; Helotiales; Sclerotiniaceae
Exons: 2
Coding region: 1-900 (299 amino acids)
Cellular component (GO): eukaryotic 43S preinitiation complex; eukaryotic translation initiation factor 3 complex; cytosol
Molecular function (GO): metallopeptidase activity; translation initiation factor activity
Source: RefSeq, a predicted model, not a curated record